AUUCCAGUGCUGGGCCCUGUAUGCCUCCGCCGUUCAAGAAGUUUAGGUGUAAAGUGAGCAUUGAGUCAUAGACGCCCAUUGUCCUUAUUCUAAUACUCAUCCCUUUUCAUCCACAUCUAAUCACCCCGGCUUUCCCAGUGGUACAACGACUCUGGCCAUCCGCGCGUAAACCCGUGGAAACUUGAGCAAGAUGCCCCCGACCGGACAGGCUGCAGGUUCACAGCGUGGAAGUGUAUCUACGUCCACCCAGAGGAUCCAACCUGGGGCACAGCACAACGCUCUAAACCACCCAAGGCCUAUGAAUACCCUGAUAAUCAGGUUCCGAGGACACCAAGCCCGUUCGGUAGGAUACGCAGAACUAGAAGUCCGGAGCCGCGCGUCAAGUACGAACCACAGUCUCCUCGCCUUCCGCGUAAUGGCCAGUCCUCCGACAGAAGCAGGACCCUAUCCCAGGAAUUUCGUCGGGAUUCGUUGUUGGACCGUGUGGACAACCGACCACCGCCGUCUCCCUAUCCACUGGCUCGUGGAAGGAGCGCAGAGCGGGUCUGGGAGACUAACAAGGGCCACCGUACACCGCAGGACUUCUCUCGCGACAGAACCAACAGCGAUCGAGAAGAAGGCUUCAUUAGUGAUCGAGAACGCACCGAGAGCAACAACGACUGGGAUCGUGCCAGUGAUAGAGGUUCCGAACGCAGUCGUGAAUUCAUAAGAUCUCCUGUACGGCAGAACAGCAAGGCCACCCGUCCGAUAUUUAGUGUCAAACCGAUGUCCUUGGAUGGCCAUGGGCAUAAAAGAACAGCAAGCGGCGACAAGACAGGAUCUACAUCUCCUUCUCUAUUAGAACGUAUGGCCUCUGCUCCGAGACAACCUCGAGCCCUGGAUCGAGCAAUUGAUCGCAAUCCAUUACCACCCCCCGACCCGCCGCCUUCCAUCCCUCCUCCUCCGCCUCCCUUCAGUCCUUCGCGUCCAUCUAGUCGUAGUAACAGUAACUCUUUUACAACUGCUGGUCCUCCACCAGAGAGCACAAUGCCCUCGGCGCGUUCGUCAAUGCCACCUCCGCCAACGCCUGUCUCGGCCACCUCCACUGUUACGACGUUCCCGCCCGCGUUGCCGCCAAAACCAGCGUUCCUCAACCCUCCUAAUGAUUCUUUGAAGAAAGAGUCGCUUACACGCGAGGAGCGCAGGAAGCUUUGGGGGGAACGCAUAGAAUUACUCUUCGAAGCAGGCGCUGCAAAAAGAGCAUACUCUGACUGCGUCACGGACGUCAAAGAGAAACAAGUUUUCACUUCAUCAGAACGAACUGAGCGUCUCGGUGAUGCUGUGCGCGAGAGCAUAACGCGUUCUCUCCAAGCAGCAGAAGCGAAACGUGAAACGGCGCGUUCGCGUUCGUUAUCUACGCAUGAGAAAUUGCUGGAACUCGAUUUUUGGCCUGUCCGUCGACGACCCGAGUUAACCGAACUUGUAAAGAGGGAGGAAGAAGAGAAGGUGAUUGAAGAUGGACAUGCGGAGGUGAAGAAGCAGGCGAGUGAGCUAGGGGACGCGUUGAGUCGGAUUGAUAGGCAGUUGAAGGAGGUGACACAGUUCGUUGCGUCGCGUACAAAGUCUAAUGCUGUGCCAACUUCUACACCGAUGGAUGGGGAACCGACGGACGCGACUGCGCGCGCGACAAAACGGAGGAAGGUUGGAGAGGAUAGCGCAUAUACGAGUGAUUCGGGCUCGACAACGCUGGGUCGUGCGUCUCCCUCCCCCGCUGCAUCUGCGUCUGCAGCCAUCGCACGUCAGCACCGCCAAAUUCGAAAACGACUCACAAAGCUCGAAUCAGACUUCCACGAACUCGAGAACCUCUACAUCCAAUCCGAGCAUGACGCACAAGAGGAGCUCGAGUCGCAGGUAGAUCAUUAUGUCGACACUAGGCGUGAGGAGUUUGUUAAAGAACCGCUCGCGCGGGUUACGCGUUUGGAAAAAAACGUAGAGCGGUUGGACAAGGACGUGAAGGUGAUUGUUGUGGAGCUUACGGAACUUAUUGGUGCCGAGGAGGAAAUGAGGGAGGUGAUGAAUAAUAUUAUGGAGGAGCAGGCUCGUGCAGAGGCAGAGGGUGCCAGGAUCCGUGCAGCUACUGUUGAGAGUAUCUUCCGAGGCAACGAUCUCCAAGAACAACUCGAAGCUCAGCUCAAAGAAUGGGAAAUCGUCAAUGCCAAGCUCGCGUCCCUCGAAAAAGAAAAAGAAAAAGAAAAAAAUAAUUCGUCAUCCCAUCUUCCAUCCCCCGAGUCACCCUCCUCAGAUCCGUCGUUGUCUUUACCACCCGCACACACACCAACACUCCAACAUCUCUUCACUCUCCUCUUUCCGCACGUCCUCGAUGCCAUUCGUACCAAGUUCGUCGUGCCUCACCUUAUUGAAACGAAAGAAGACGUUGUGAAGAUCAUUCGUGAACAGUUACACGAGAACUUACCCCAGGAGGUGGAACUUGUAAGGGAGAAGGUGGAGAAGAUUACAAAAGCACCAGAGGUAAUGACUCUUCUACAGAGUGCUGGUAUGCUAGGCGUAAAUGGCGUUGGUAACGUCAGUAGAGAAGAGGGUGGGCAUGCAGGGUUGAAUGGUCCUCAUACUCAGGUGAACGGGAAAGGGAAAGGGACUAGUGAAUCAACAACAAAUUCACCCCCAAUACCUUAACCCUUGUUCCUUUAUUCACUGCUAUAUUUUCACUUUGAUCCCUAUCGUACUUUGACUUCUCUAUUGUUAUUUACACAUAUUAUAAUCCCUCUUACCCUCAAUUGUUUAUAGAUGUAAGGCCGGAGCCUCACUCAGGAACAC
Molecule: messenger RNA, 2814 nt
Organism: Fomitiporia mediterranea MF3/22
Lineage: Eukaryota; Fungi; Basidiomycota; Agaricomycetes; Hymenochaetales; Hymenochaetaceae
Exons: 4
Source: RefSeq, a predicted model, not a curated record